GCUUACUUCACGGUCCCAGCGCGGAGCUGUCAAUAAAGCUCUGCAUAUAAAACAACGCCGUCGCGGUCAUGGCGGCCCCCGUGGUGGACGGCUGGUUUCCAGCGUUAGCUCUGGGAGUGUCUUUACUGAAAUGUCUCUUCAUCAACGCAUAUCACUCCACAGACUUCGAGGUGCACAGGAACUGGUUGGCCAUCACACACAGUCUGCCGGUGUCCAGGUGGUACCAUGAGAACACGUCGGAGUGGACGCUGGACUACCCUCCACUGUUCGCCUGGUUCGAGUUCGGCCUGUCCCACGUGGCUCAGCACUUUGAUCGCAAUAUGCUGGUGGUGGAGAAUCUGAACUAUGACAGCCCGAUGACGGUCCUCUUCCAGAGGCUUUCGGUCAUUUUCACUGAUGUGGUUUUCAUCUUCGCUGUGAGAGAGUGCUGCAGGUGCGUUCAGAAACAGAAAGGUUCUCGGGAUGUUUUGAACCGGCCGUCUUUCGUCCUGGCUGUUCUGUUGCUCUGGAACUUCGGCCUCCUCAUCGUCGACCAUAUUCAUUUUCAGUAUAACGGCUUCUUGUUCGGUUUCCUGCUGCUGUCGGUGGCGAAACACCUGCAGUCUCAACACUUGCAGGGGGCCCUACUGUUCGCCGUCCUGCUCAACCUGAAGCACAUUUACCUCUACGUGGCUCCGGCCUACGGCAUCUACCUGCUGAGGAGUUACUGCUUCACUCAGGACAACAAAGAUGGUUCUAUCAGCUGGAGAAGUUUCAGUCCGCUCCGUCUGAUCGCUCUGGGCAGCAUUGUGACCUCAGUCUGCGCUCUUUCCUUCGGCCCCUUCAUUGCCAUGGGUCAGCUCCCUCAGGUCCUCUCCCGUCUCUUCCCCUUUAAGCGGGGCCUCUGUCAUGCAUACUGGGCCCCGAACAUCUGGGCGCUCUACAACAUGUUGGACAAAAGCCUGGCGAUUCUUGGUGUUCGUCUGAAGCUGCUGGAGGAGGCGGGGCUUCCUCGAGCCUCCAUGACUGGCGGAUUGGUUCAGGAGUUUCAGCACUCGGUCCUCCCCUCCGUCUCUCCCUCCAUCACACUCAUCUGCACUCUGCUGUCCAUCCUGCCGGCAGUGGCGUCUAUCUGGCGUCGUCCUCGCGGUGCUCGGGGUUUCCUGCGCUGCCUGCUGCUCUGCGCUCUCGCCUCAUUCAUGUUCGGCUGGCACGUCCACGAGAAGGCCAUCCUCAUUGCCAUCCUGCCGCUCAGCAUCCUGGCAGUUGAGAGCAGAGAGGAUGCUGGGAUCUUCCUGGUUCUGAGCACCACGGGUCAUUACUCCCUGUUCCCGCUGAUUUUCACCCCUGCAGAACUGCCCAUCAAAGUGGGUCUAAUGCUGAUGUUUGUGAUCUACUCUUUCACUGCUCUGAGGAAACUUCACAGUGGCCAGGGUACUCUGCUUCAUCCUCUGGAGUCUGUCUACCUGCUGGGACUGGUUGUCGUGGCGAUCGCCUGUGAGAUCAUCUUCCCUCUGUCGCCGUGGCAACAGAAGCUGCCCUUCCUCCCCCUGCUGUUGACCUCGGUGUACUGCUCCGUGGGCGUCUGUUACUCCUUCCUGCGUCUGUACGUGAGCCUCCUGAGGCAGGAGGAGAAACCCAAACAGCUGUGAGACGCCGUCCUGGUCCCAGGAGAGGCCACAGGUUAGAUCCCACAACACACCUGUAACCCUGCUGCACACUGAGCCACACACCCAGACUCUGAUUGCUUACCGUGCAUUGACAGGACAGAGCGUUGGUGAUGUUGUGUGCCUCCAUUUUAGCUUCUUCUUCUGGAAUAUUGAGCAAACACAUAGACCACAUGACCUCACACCACGAGAACUUUGGUUGUUACAUCCGUCGUCUGAUCGCUCCGUGUUGAGUCUGUACAAAAAACUGCUGACAGAAACAGUUUUCAACACUAUGAACAGUGCAUAAGCAUACAACUUAAAGUCAGCAAUACGUCAACAUACAGCCUGCAGAGCCGCUUUUAAUGUUGAAUUCUUCAGAAGUGUUCUGUUCAAAUGGGAACGGACAACUGUUUCGCUGUUUCCAAGAAGUUUGUUGGAUUCUUUCCUCCGAGCCGCGAAGCUCUGCGACAGAACGACUGACACCACUUUGGGAAUAAGAGAGAAG
Messenger RNA from Larimichthys crocea (large yellow croaker), 2133 nucleotides. It is a transcript of the gene alg8, whose product is annotated as ALG8 alpha-1,3-glucosyltransferase. Gene Ontology annotation, biological process: dolichol-linked oligosaccharide biosynthetic process; protein N-linked glycosylation. The coding region runs from base 69 to 1631 and encodes 520 amino acids. NCBI's taxonomy places the organism in Eukaryota, Metazoa, Chordata, Actinopteri, Sciaenidae. Gene Ontology annotation, cellular component: endoplasmic reticulum membrane. Gene Ontology annotation, molecular function: dolichyl pyrophosphate Glc1Man9GlcNAc2 alpha-1,3-glucosyltransferase activity. The record is from RefSeq and is a predicted model, not a curated record. The transcript is spliced from 13 exons.